AUGGCACCUCGAGGGAAGCAAAAGUCCUCAGUCUCACAGGCAGCACCUUCCCCACCACCUAACUGGCCGCCUUUAAGCCCUCUCGUGCCUGCUGAACAUCUCUCUAUCGAGACGGUGGCAGACGAUCAGAUCCUGGUCAUCCGGAACUUGUUCACUUCCAAUCUGUGCAAGACCUUCGUGUCCUUCUUGUCUUCUCUACCAUUGACAACCACCCCCGGAAAACCUAAACGGGGUGAGGCGACCAGAGUCAACGACCGCUUCCAGAUUGAAGACCCUUUGUUUGCAACCGCUCUGUGGGAACAAAGUGGUUUGCAACGACUCGUAUCUUCGUUCGAAGAUGAACGAACUUUUAGUGGCAAGGUCUUGGGCCUGAAUCCCAAUAUACGAGUCUACAGGUAUCGGCCAGGCCAAUUCUUUGACAAGCAUUAUGAUGAAAGUAAUAAAUUACAAUUUGGCGAGAAUAAAAUCCCUGCCAGAACAACCUGGACUCUUCUCAUCUAUCUUACAACCUGUCAGGGUGGGGAGACGGCUUUCUAUCCAGAGUCUCCAGGCAAAGGUUUAGCUACACCAGAUCCGAUUGUCGUAGGUCUGGAGGCUGGAAUGGCUCUGCUCCACAAGCAUGGUGAUGAUUGCCUGCUCCAUGAAGGUAAAGAGGUCAAGAGUGGCGAAAAGUGGGUAUUGAGGAGUGAUCUGGUCGUUCAACGAUGA
Exophiala bonariae is the source of this 708-nucleotide messenger RNA. RefSeq lists its product as uncharacterized. Gene Ontology annotation, biological process: peptidyl-proline hydroxylation to 4-hydroxy-L-proline. The record is from RefSeq and is a predicted model, not a curated record. Gene Ontology annotation, molecular function: L-ascorbic acid binding; procollagen-proline 4-dioxygenase activity; iron ion binding. The transcript has a single exon. The coding region runs from base 1 to 708 and encodes 235 amino acids. Lineage: Eukaryota; Fungi; Ascomycota; Eurotiomycetes; Chaetothyriales; Herpotrichiellaceae. Gene Ontology annotation, cellular component: endoplasmic reticulum.